Morus notabilis is the source of this 1158-nucleotide messenger RNA. RefSeq names its product GTP-binding protein YPTM2. Bases 201 to 809 code for a protein of 202 amino acids. NCBI's taxonomy places the organism in Eukaryota, Viridiplantae, Streptophyta, Magnoliopsida, Rosales, Moraceae. The record is from RefSeq and is a predicted model, not a curated record. Gene Ontology annotation, molecular function: GTPase activity; GTP binding. The transcript has 8 exons.
CAUCACUUUCUGAUUCGGUGUUGUUUCAGAUUUACAUUUGCUUCCACAAAAAGACCUCUCUGUUUUUAUAUUUUAUUAUUUUCUUUUGUCUCAAUUUGUUGCCUUUUCUUGUUCUCCGAUCAACCUUUCCUUCUCCGGAGUAGACUUUUAUUUCUUCGGUUGGACCGGUCGAGUUUUUCGCAGAUCAGAAAUUCGUCGUCAUGAAUCCCGAAUAUGACUACCUAUUCAAGCUUUUGCUGAUUGGAGACUCUGGAGUUGGUAAAUCAUGCCUUCUCUUGAGAUUCGCCGAUGAUUCAUACCUGGACAGUUAUAUUAGUACAAUUGGAGUCGACUUCAAAAUACGCACUGUUGAGCAGGACGGAAAGACGAUAAAACUUCAAAUUUGGGACACUGCAGGGCAAGAACGUUUUCGGACAAUCACUAGUAGCUACUAUCGGGGAGCGCAUGGCAUCAUAAUAGUUUAUGAUGUUACGGACCAAGAAAGCUUCAACAAUGUCAAGCAGUGGCUAAAUGAGAUCGACCGUUAUGCUAGUGAUAACGUAAACAAGCUUUUAGUUGGCAACAAGAGUGAUCUUACAGCUAACAAAGUUGUGUCCUAUGAAACAGCUAAGGCAUUUGCGGAUGAAAUUGGCAUCCCAUUUAUGGAGACCAGUGCAAAAAAUGCCACUAAUGUUGAGCAGGCUUUCAUGGCGAUGGCAGCCGAAAUCAAGAAUAGGAUGGCAAGUCAACCGGUGAACAACGCGAAGCCACCAAUUGUGCAGAUUCGAGGACAACCUGUGAACCAGAAGUCUGGCUGCUGCUCGUCUUAAUUGGAUCUCAUAUCGGAUACCCCAAAGUCUGCCGUGUACUAUGUAUCUCGUUUGACCUCUCUGAACUGGAGAGGGAUUGAUCGAGAAUGAUAAAACCAUGUGAUAAUUUGCCUGUCAGUGUCAUUUUAUUUAAAAUUCCAUUCUUUGUAGUCUCAACUGGUCUGUACAAAUGAUGUUUGCUGGCUCAGCGACAUUUGUUACUUUCCUGGUUCCUUCUGUUUUUAUGUGACUUGCAAUAGUGAAUGUUUUCCGUGGAUUCCUACAGGAAAUUUGUCAAGUUCUAAAUAUUGUUUUGCAAAUAGCAGAAGUCAUCGAAUACAUUAUACUUGAAUUUAACAAUUCCUGUCAA